This is a messenger RNA of Leptosia nina, 3120 nucleotides long. The record is from the annotation of a GenBank genome assembly. Lineage: Eukaryota; Metazoa; Arthropoda; Insecta; Lepidoptera; Pieridae.
AUGGCAUUUUUAGAGUGGCGACGUUUUGCAUUUUUUGAUGUCCAUAAGAACAUUGAUAAUGGAAAAAUUGCAGAAUGUCUUCAGGACACUCAUGUAACUGUAGCAACUAGCGGAAAUAACCAUGUGGUUCUUUGUGACCUAACUGGAUGGGCUCAUCUUAUUUCCCGAACUUGGGAAAUUACAUCGUUCAAAGCUUAUGAGCUUAUAAUUACACAUGCUCAACAGUUACCCCAUGAUCCUCUGCUGGUGACAAUCGGGGAAGAUGAAGCUGGUGUUACUCCAUUGAUCAAAGUAUGGGAUUGGUCCAGAGUUGAUAGACAUGGUAACCCUAAGUGUGUCAAGACAUCUAGAGCAGUUCCAUCACAUAUGUUUCCAACUCCUGCCACAGCGCUGGCAGUGCAUGAGAAUAAAAAUCUUCUAGCUGUUGGAUUUCAAGAUGGUUCUGUGGCAUUAUUCCGCGGCGAUAUAUCUAGACAGCGAAGUGGAAAAAUGAAGACACUCUCAGAUACUGGAUCAAGCCCUAUCACUGGACUUGCUUUCAAGGAUGCAGAUAAAUUAUUUGUAGUCUCACGCAGCUCUGUGAUGGUCUGUUGUCUAAAUAGCGAUCGCUGUACUGUGUUAGACUCGAUGGGGGCAGUUGCUGGAUGCAGUGUGCUUGCUGAUAGGCAUCGUUUAACUGUAGCUACCAGUGAGGCAAUUUAUUGCUACACAACCGAAGGUCGUGGUCCGUGUUACGCUCUCGAAGGUGAGAAACUUCGUCUGAACUGGUUCAGGAGCUACCUAGUCAUCACGACAUCGGAAACGUCCACCAAACCAUCCAACUCAUCCACCACUCCGAAAUCACAUCACGUGACCAUAUUGGACAUUCAGAAUAAAUUCAUAGUUUUUUCAAAGACGUUUGAAGAAAUAGAUGCAGUUUUAACGGAAUGGGGUUCGUUCUAUAUACUCACGAAGAACAAAGAGAUGAUAUAUUUGGACGAGAAGGAUCUGCAGUCGAAGCUAUCGUUGCUAUUCAAAAAGAACCUCUAUGACGUGGCAAUAAGGAUAGCGAGUAGCCAACAUUAUGACGCUGAGGGAUUGACGGAAAUUUACAAGCAGUAUGGUGAUCAUUUGUAUAGUAAGGGCGAUUUCAAGGGUGCAAUAUAUCAAUACGUGAAAACGAUAGGUUGGCUUGAGACGUCCUACGUGAUUCGCAAAUAUCUGGAACCGAGACAUUUGGAACCGCUAAUACAAUAUUUAGAAGAGUUACAUAAGAAGGGGUACGCAACCGAAGACCAUACCACGUUAUUGCUCACGUGUUACGUGAAGAUAGAUCAACACGACCAACAGGGCAAGCUGAAACUGUUCAUCAAUUCCAAAGACAAGGCGAUCGAUUUUGAUGUCGACGUGGCUAUCAAAGUAGUUCGUCAAGUGAGCGUCGACGAUGCACUAUCGCUCGCCGCUAACCACAACCGUCACGAUUGGUUCCUAAAAAUGAUGAUCGAAGACAAGAAAGAAUACAAGCAAGCACUCGACUACAUAGCUGAACUCGAAUUCGACGACGCGGACUGUUAUAUGAAGAAAUAUGGCCACAAGCUGAUACAGCAUGAACCAGAUGAAAGCACCGAUUUGCUAAAAUUGCUCUGCACGGACUAUAAACCGCGAAGUCGUCCCCUAGUAGACGAGUCCUCCCUCGCUGGCCGUUAUAAGGAACCAGACAGAUCAUUUCCCGAUGACUUCAUACACAUGUUCCUAAGCAACUCCGAAAGGCUUAUUACCUUCCUAGAACACAUGAUAUCCACAGACAUUAAAUGCUCUACACUUGUAUAUGAUGCGCUCAUAGAGCACUAUAUUCACGUGUGGGCGAAGUCGACAGACAUUGAAAAACAGACUUACGAACAAAAGAUACUUGGCGUGUUGAAGGACCCGCAAUCGAACUAUGAUAAAGACCACACCUUAAUCAUCUGUCAAAUGUUAGGCUUCAAAGCCGGUAUACUUCACCUGUACGAAGAGAAAAAAUUAUGGCGUGCGCAAGUGUCCCUGCACCUGCGCAGCGGCGAGGCUGAAAAAGCGCUGGCCGUGUGUCGUCGACGAGGUGACGCGUGUCCGAGAUUAUGGCUGGAUGUGCUGUGGGCGCCACCGCCCCCCUCUUGUCUACCAGAUUUGCUUCAAGUUAUCGCGGCGGAAAAACUGAUGUCACCUAUUCUCGUGAUAGAUUGCUUGGCGAGUACUCCGACCUACACCCUUGGAGACGUUCGGAAAUAUCUAAUGGACGUAUUGAAAUCUGAAGACGAAGUAAUAACACGAGAACAAGAGUUGGCGACUAAGUAUGCAUCGGAGAUUGAGAAGAUGAAGGCUCACAUCCAGGUCAUACAGAACGAACCAGUCACCUUCCAGAGUUCCAGAUGUGCGGCUUGCAAUCGGCAACUAGAGUUACCUACUGUGCAUUUCCUCUGCCAACAUUCCUAUCAUCAGGACUGUUUCCAAACGUACAGCGAGAGUGAGCGCGAAUGUCCGGCCUGCGCCAGUCCAGCGCGAAGACCUGACUCCCUUCCCCAUGCAGCCGAGGCGCUACAUUCUAGAUUGCAGCAGCAGCACGAUCCGUUUGCAGUAGUUUCGGAGUAUUUCGGCCGCGGCCUCUUCAAUAAAGUGACGGUGGUUACGGAGCCGCCUUCCCCUAGCCCGCCCCAGUCGGCGCCCGCGCAACCAGCACAGGCUGCGGCGCCGACAAGCAUACUAAACUAUGGGCCUGGCGCCGAGGCUAAACUAAGACUACAAGAGGGACAGAGUAAACAAUUAUACGUGUCAACCGCAGCGAAGCAGAUGGCGCCAAAAGGUUCCAGCGUGGUGCCGGUCCCCGAAGGUCGAAUGCGGGUGCUAGAACAGCAGCAGUACAGUUCCAGUCUGGAAGCGAACAUGACGCGCCUCGAACCCGUUCACGAGAUCAAACGCGACAAGGUACCACUUAGAAUAUCCCCCACGCCUAUCUCCGGCGCCAUCUCUAACGGUAACCCCUUCGAAGAUACGUACGACGAGGCCAAAAACCCCUUCGCAGAAGAAGAAGAGGAAGACACAGACCCCACUAACCCCUUUGCAGAGAAUGACGAUUACGAUAAAAAUCUCAAUCCUUUCGCUUCGUGA